Molecule: messenger RNA, 1626 nt
Organism: Triticum aestivum (bread wheat)
Lineage: Eukaryota; Viridiplantae; Streptophyta; Magnoliopsida; Poales; Poaceae
Exons: 2
Coding region: 520-1626 (368 amino acids)
Source: RefSeq, a predicted model, not a curated record
UUAACAAGGGGUGGAGGAAAAAUAUCAGCAAACUACCGAAAGAACAUUAGGUCUUACAAUUCCAUGUUUGCGUUCACAUCAAUGGGGGGGGGGGACUUUGGAUAAGAAAAUAAACGAAGGGCGUGGACCUUAUGUGUUCCGACUGAAUGGCCAGAACCGCCACCAGAUAGGAACCCUACUACCCGAAGAAGGAAAUAGGCCUCGUUUCCAGCAGUUGUAUAUCUAUGACACAGAUAAUGAGAUCCAGAAUAGGGUAGAAGCAUCAAGAUCUGGUGAACGUGAUGCCUCACUAAAAGGGCAACCUGGUGCAUGUAGCUCCCGCUUGCGCAGGGUCCAGGGAAGGGUCCGACCACUUUGGGUCUAUAGUACGCAGCCUUUCCCUACAUUUCUGUAAGAGGCUGUUUCCAGGACUUGAACCCAUGACCUCAUGGUCACAAGGCAGCAGCUUUACCACUGCGCCAAGGCUCCCCUUCACGUGAUGCCUCACUAAAGCAAACAAUUGUCAGUGGCCUACUAAGCAUGCUCGACGAGAAUAACACAUUAGCACAAUCAUUCCGAAUGGCAAGAGAUAGAUUUAAAGAAGAUGACUACAACAAUUUCACUCUGCGUUUACUUGGCAGCAGGGAUCAAGAUGGGAGGCAAGAUAACAUGCCAUCAAUAUCAGAAGUUGCUGCACUGAUAGUCAAAGAUCCAACCCAAAAACAUUACGGACGUGACAUUGUUCUCGAGUACAAAGAUAUGAAACCUAAAAGGAUAUCAGAAAUCCAUCCAAAAUUCAUGGCCAUGCAAUACCCGUUGCUCUUCCCAUAUGGGGAAGAUGGUUAUAGACUUGGAAUCAAGUACAAAAAAAAGAAAGGUGUAAGUAACAAGAAAUACAUCACCAUGCUGGAAUACUAUGCAUAUCACCUCCAACAGCGCCCAGGCCAGUCAAUGUUAAUGCUAAUGUGUGGAAAUCUGUCGAUGCAGUUUGUGGUAGAUGUCUAUACAUGCAUCGAACAGGAUAGGCUCAAUUGGAUCAGAAAAAAUCAAGGAAAUUUAAGAACACAACUUUAUGAUGGACUACAGGAUGCAUUCAGAAAAGGAGACACGCUGACAGAGCAAGUAGGGAGGAGAAUAGUACUCCCAGCAAGUUUCACAGGAAGUCCUCGAAACAUAGAGCGAAACUACCAAGAUGCAAUGGCAAUAUGCCGUUGGGCUGGACAUCCUGACUUGUUCAUAACAUUCACAUGCAACCCUAAUUGGCCUGAGAUUCAGUUGAUGCUAGAUGAAGCCGGGAACCAGAAACCAGCAGAACGACCUGACAUUGUAGUUCGAGUGUUCAUGAUAAAACUAAAAGAGCUAAUGUUUGAUAUUAAGAGUAAACAACAUUUUGGAAAGACUAAAGCAAUCAUCUUCACAAUAGAAUUCCAGAAGAGAGGACUCCCACAUGCCCAUAUACUAAUAUUCCUUGACAGAAAAGAGAAAGGGAAGUGUCUCAAGCCCUCACAAACAGAUCAAAUUAUAUGCGCUGAAAUCCCGGACAAGGACAGGGAUCCGGAAACAUUUGAAACUGUCAAGAAUUUUAUGAUGCACGGACCAUGUGGUGAGGCAAAUCCAAAGUCACCCUGCAUGGAAAAACGUAUGUGA